Molecule: messenger RNA, 378 nt
Organism: Heteronotia binoei (common prickly gecko)
Lineage: Eukaryota; Metazoa; Chordata; Lepidosauria; Squamata; Gekkonidae
Gene: ROMO1
Product: reactive oxygen species modulator 1
Exons: 2
Coding region: 28-267 (79 amino acids)
Biological process (GO): protein insertion into mitochondrial inner membrane; protein import into mitochondrial matrix
Cellular component (GO): TIM23 mitochondrial import inner membrane translocase complex
Source: RefSeq, a predicted model, not a curated record
UUUGUGCUCAGUUUUCUUUUUUCCUAGAUGCCUGUGACCGUGGGCCCAUAUGGGCAGUCUCAACCCAGCUGCUUUGACAGAGUAAAAAUGGGCUUCAUGAUGGGCUUUGCUGUUGGUAUGGCAGCAGGUGCACUAUUUGGCACAUUUUCUUGCCUCAGGAUUGGCAUGAGAGGGCGAGAACUGAUGGGUGGCGUUGGCAAAACAAUGAUGCAGAGUGGUGGCACUUUCGGGACAUUUAUGGCCAUUGGCAUGGGAAUCCGCUGUUGACAUGUUAAUUUUUUUUUUAUUCUGAAGACCCAAAGUCCCUGCUGAUUGAGUUCCUGCAAUGUAAUAUAAUAAAAGUCUUUGCACCAGGACUGAGUAAUCAGUCAAAAUGUA